Molecule: messenger RNA, 485 nt
Organism: Capsella rubella
Lineage: Eukaryota; Viridiplantae; Streptophyta; Magnoliopsida; Brassicales; Brassicaceae
Product: anaphase-promoting complex subunit 13
Exons: 4
Coding region: 130-321 (63 amino acids)
Biological process (GO): protein K11-linked ubiquitination
Cellular component (GO): anaphase-promoting complex
Source: RefSeq, a predicted model, not a curated record
AUAAUUUACGACUCAAACCAAAAAAAGCUGUAAACUUAAAAAGGGUUUGUAGUUCUCUCUGGAGUACGGGUGCAUCGUCUCUACUCUCUACCAGAAAUUUGAAGAACUCCAAGAUCCGGGUGUUCGAACAUGGCGGAAGUAAGUCUUGGUAUGCUUAUAGACAUUGUGGACGAAGAGUGGAUGAGGGACACUUUACCUGAUGAUGAUCUUCCACUGCCUCCAGUGCUUGCUGUUAAGACUGAUGAUACUGAAGAAACUAAUCAGGAAACUCAGCAUGCAGAUGCAGAAACUUGGCGCGAUCUCGCACUGGAUACACAGUAGUAGCCACUUGAGCACGAUGGAAGCUUCUUUAAACUCUUUCGUUUCUCGCCUGUGUAUGAUCAGAAACAAAAAAUUUCUUCAUUUUGUAUGAAGACAUAUUUUGCCUUGCCUAUUUAUUUAAAUUAAAAAACCUUUCGUUAGUGGAAUAAAUUUGCUUCUAACCA